GUAUGGCAUGUAGCCGUCACCUGGUCUGCUGUCAGAUCACUUGAGAAGGAAUCUGACUCACUUCAUUACUGGCUGUCGACGGAGCCAUGGAAAAGGAGAAGGACCAGACAGAAACCUCCUGGGAGGACUGUUCACUACCUGAUGAAUAUCCUGAACCACAAAUGGAGGACGGAGCUGUGCUGAAUGGAGAGGCAGAUGAGGGUGCUUCUGCUACCAGAGAGGAAACCAUAACUGAUCAGUCCGUGAAAUGCAGCCCUAACCUGCUGCAGAUUCUGAAGGCAGCUGAGAGCAGGUGGACACCUCGGGGUCGAGACAGCAACGCUUCAGAGGCUGAAACAGGAGAGCUGGUGACUGAAGCUCUGAAGACUGGCAUGCAAAUACAGUUCACUGACCAGAAGCAAGAAUUCAACAAACGUCCCACCAAGGCUGUUCGUCGCACUCUGUCUCGUUCCAUCUCACAGUCGUCCACAGAUAGCUACAGUUCUGUGUGCAGUGACAGCUCAGAGGAUGAGUCUUCUCCCAGAGACAAGCUUCAGAAGACGUCCAACGGCCUGUCUGACUUCUGUGUCAAGAACAUCACACAGGCUGAGUUUGGACGCAGAGAAAUAGAAAUAGCGCAGCAAGAAAUGCCAGCACUGAUGUUCCUUAGGAAAAGAGCCGGUGGGGAGAAACCUCUGGCUGGAGCUAAAGUGGUGGGCUGCACACACAUCACUGCACAGACAGCGGUGUUGAUUGAGACCCUUUCUGUGUUGGGGGCUCAGUGUCGCUGGGCAGCCUGUAACAUCUUCUCCACUCAGAACGCGGUGGCUGCUGCUCUGGCUGAAGGAGGCACCUCAGUGUUUGCGUGGAGAGGAGAAUCAGAGCACGACUUCUGGUGGUGCAUUGACCGAUGCAUCGGUGCUGAGACCUGGCAGCCCAACAUGAUUUUGGACGACGGAGGAGACCUGACCCACUGGAUCUGUAAGAAGUACCCGAGCCUGUUCAAGAAGCUGAAAGGCAUCGUGGAGGAAAGCGUCACAGGCAUCUAUCGGUUGUACCAGCUGUCAAAAGCAGGCAGGCUGUGCGUCCCAGCCAUGAACGUUAACGACUCUGUGACCAAGCAGAAAUUUGACAACCUUUACUGCUGCAAGGAGUCCAUACUGGACGGGUUGAAGCAAACCACUCAAGUCAUGUUUGGAGGAAAACAGGUGGUGGUGUGCGGAUAUGGUGAGGUUGGCAAAGGUUGCUGCGCCGCCAUGAAAGCGUUGGGUGCUGUCAUAUACGUCACAGAAGUGGAUCCCAUUUGUGCACUUCAGGCUUGUAUGGAUGGCUUCAGAGUGAUUAAACUCAGUGAAGUGGUCAGACAGGUGGACAUGGUCAUCACCUGCACAGGCAAUAAAAACGUGGUGGGGAGGGAACAUCUGGACAGAAUGAAGAAUGGCUGCAUAGUCUGCAACAUGGGACAUGCCAGCACUGAGAUAGACAUGGCGAGUCUUCGCACUACAGAGCUGAGGUGGGAGCGUGUGAGGCCUCAUGUGGACCAUAUAAUCUGGCCUGAAGGCAAGAGAAUUGUCCUACUGGCUGAGGGCCGUUUGCUGAAUCUGAGCUGCUCCACAGUGCCUUCAUUUGUUCUCUCCAUCACAGCUACAACUCAGGCAUUGGCCCUCAUAGAGAUGUACAGCGCUCCAGAGGGACGAUACAAACAGGAUGUCUACCUGCUGCCAAAGAAGAUGGAUGAGUUUGUGGCCAGCCUUCACCUGCCGACAUUUGAUGCUCACCUCACAGAGCUGACUGAUGAACAGGUCAAGUACCUGGGCAUCAGCAAACAUGGGCCCUUCAAACCCAACUACUACAGGUAUUAACCCUCUGGACAUAAAGCUGAGAGACAGAAGCUCUUCAGAUGUGCUGUUGUGGAUGUUAUUUUGGAAAAACCCUCACAGUCCUGUAGAUAGACGGCUGACGCCCUCUACAGUCUGAAUCUUUGUCAAUAUUGUGGAGAGAUAGUGGAUGAGGACUCCAAAAUUUAUUUACUCUCCUUGAAAUAAUAACCAUUCCAUUUAUUAAUUGGAGUCAGUAACAUAUAUUUAACAGACCACAUGUAGACUAUAAGUUGACAUCUCAAGUGAUCAACUGUCUUGUCUUUGACAUUUGUACAUUUAAAAUAGUUUAAUGUCUCAUGUCCUAUUACCCUGAUUUAAAUCUAUUAUUAUUACUUUUAACUAAACUUAAUUUGAACCUUAAAUGAAGCCUCUGACCACGUACCAACACUCUAUUAAACAUUUGAAAAGAUAUACUUGACAAUCAGCUCAUUGCUAGUUGAUGUACAAAUCCUAGAUGGUGAACUGGUGUUGGGACAGUGUUGUUGGUGUUUGAAAUCUGAUGCAUUGUUGAGUCAAUGAUGGACCGUCAACAUGAAGGAAUGACAAAAGUGAACAUUUUCAUUGACUUAAUGCUCUAAAAGCUCAUUGUUGUAAUUAAGCACAAAUCAAAUAUAAUAAAAAGAACGACUUAUCCCUC
This is a messenger RNA of Micropterus salmoides (largemouth bass), 2496 nucleotides long. Its product is annotated as S-adenosylhomocysteine hydrolase-like protein 1. Gene Ontology annotation, biological process: L-methionine cycle. Lineage: Eukaryota; Metazoa; Chordata; Actinopteri; Centrarchiformes; Centrarchidae. Gene Ontology annotation, cellular component: cytosol. The record is from RefSeq and is a predicted model, not a curated record. The coding region runs from base 87 to 1841 and encodes 584 amino acids. The transcript has 17 exons.